AUGAGCUCGUCUCUACGUCUAGCCUCGGAGCCGGUCUCAGCCAGCUUUGUCUUCUCGGAGAAACAGCCCUUUCAUCUUGGCCUCGGCAAGAUAGAGUACUCCGAUGACCCUCCUGCCCACAACGAGAGCCUGUCGGGUGACGGACCGGCGCAGCAAGAGUCGGUGGUGCAUCGAUGUUGGAACAUGCUAGGGGAUGGAAGUGAGGAGAUAGCCUUGCAGUCGCCCCACAAACUACAUGCAGGAGCUCGGAAAGAGGUUGCUGGCACUCCGCAGAAGGGCAGCGGAAGGAUCGUUGAGGAGGGGGAGAGGUCGAAUGAUCCUCCUCUGCAAGAAAGUGUGUCGUACAUCAAGACGAUCUUGGAACAUACCAGGCAGUCGCUGCAGCCGGCAGAGCAUUCUGACUCGGUUUCUGAAGACUCUGAGCAAAAUGACAGAGAGUUGAAAGAGAUAUCCAUGAACAAACCUGCGCCCUCCGGAGCCAAACCAAGGAAAAACAAGAACAGAGACUUUGGGGAUGACAGCAUUCUGAAGAGAUCCAAGACGAUUGAAGACGCAGAGAACUCCCCUCCUUCUCACGAGGCCCUUGAAGAGGUCUGGGUCAGAAGCGUGAGCACGCUCAUCCAACCUCACAUCGCCCUUUCCAACAAGCAGUACAUCCUCGUGGCCCCAGACUCCCUCCAACCUCUGCCCUCCAGCGAUCGGCGGCUGCAGAGCCUCAAGAAGGAGACGGGCACUCAGACAGACAGCAAGCCGACGAGACCAGACGGCAUUUCAUCGCAACCUCCUCUGCCACAGGCCCAUCCAUCACUGCAGACCCCCCAGCGACAGGCCCAGCAGACCCCCCAGCGACAGGCCCAGCAUACCCCUAAGAGUCAGGCCCAGCAGACCCCCCAGCGACAGGCCCAGCAGACCCCUAAGAGUCAGGCCCAGCAGACCCCUCAGCGACAGGCCCAGCAGACCCCUAAGAGUCAGGCUCCCCAUCUUCUAUCGUCAUCCUCACCGAUGCCAUCGAGCUCAAGCACAACAGCGAGGACGCCCAUGUCUCUUCAGCGACCCGCAAGGCCUGCGCCGAAGCUGCUUCCUCCCUUCACCCGGCAGCGCAAAAACUCGAGCAGAAGAUCUUUCGGGGGCUCCACCUACUCCUUCAUGGAGCUGUGA
Guillardia theta CCMP2712 is the source of this 1158-nucleotide messenger RNA. RefSeq lists its product as hypothetical. The transcript is spliced from 6 exons. The coding region runs from base 1 to 1158 and encodes 385 amino acids. Lineage: Eukaryota; Cryptophyceae; Pyrenomonadales; Geminigeraceae. The record is from RefSeq and is a predicted model, not a curated record.